CAGGUGUUUCAUGACAAACAAGCAGAGUUUCAUCUGGAGCUGCACAGUAAGAAACAGAGGAAAAUAUGAGAGCUGCUGUAACCUUCUUGGUUUUGGUGAAUUAUUUCACCAGCUGCCAUGGCUUGAGCUGUAAGGCUGCUCCGCUGCAGUUUUCUGCAGUCCAGCUUGAUGCUGGUCAAGGGAUGGUGGUGAUGACUGACACAUCCUCCAACGUCUUCUUCCUCAGUGGAUCGAGUUGGACCAAACUGGGCUCUGUUCCUCUCAAGCAUGUCUCAGUGGGACCUGCAGGGAUCUGGGGAGUCAACAAUGAUGACCAAGUCUAUAAAUUUGCUGGUGGUGAUUUCUUUCCUGUUUCAGGUCAGGAGUUGAACCAGUUGGAUGCUGGUGGAGAAGGUAAUGUAAUUGGGAUUACCGACAGCGACAGCAUCCACUGUCUCAAUGCCAGUAAUGUCUCACCCACUGAGCAGGAGGGCAGUUUGAACUGGAAUACUUUGUCAGGGCAACUGAAGCAUUUAAGCUGCAGCCCAAAUGUGUGCUGGGGAGUGAAUUCCAAUGAAGCUAUCUACUACAUGGAAAUCUCACCCAAAAGCUGUAACACAAAAGGAUGGACUAAAGUUGAAGGAGAAGCAGUGAAGGCAGAAGUUGGGACUGAUGGACGUGUCUUUGUUGUAAAUAAAUCUGGAAGUCUCUUUGAAAGGUUAACUUUGAAUUAGUUUUUUUUGUUGCAU
Messenger RNA from Cyprinodon tularosa, 728 nucleotides. RefSeq names its product fish-egg lectin-like. The record is from RefSeq and is a predicted model, not a curated record. NCBI's taxonomy places the organism in Eukaryota, Metazoa, Chordata, Actinopteri, Cyprinodontiformes, Cyprinodontidae. The coding region runs from base 66 to 713 and encodes 215 amino acids. The transcript is spliced from 5 exons.